AUGUUUAAACAAAAUCAAAGUCAUUAUAAAAUCACGUCAAAACAACCUUCAAGAUCUGCUUCAAGAGGUCCAAAUGCUGAUGAUGAUUUAGAUGGGUUAUUAAGUGAUGUUAAUUUUGGUAAUUUGGAUGAAUUGAUUAGUUUAAGAUUAAGUACAUUGCUGAAUGAUGAUGAUGAUGCAAAAUCAUCAAGUGGUGGUACUACUAAUAAUACCUCAGACCAAGCUAAAGGUUCUACAAUUAAAUUUAAAUUAAAUUCGAUACCUGAAAUUAUUAAAACUUUACAAAAAUCAAGAAAUGAAGUUUCUUCACAAGAUCGUGAAUUAUUAUUAAAUCAAUUGUAUUAUUUAAUUAUUAAAAAACCAAAUUUAGAUCAAGAAUAUGAUGAUGUUGAUUAUGAAACUGAUUUAAUUAAUCUUUAUAAAAUUUUACAAUCUUCAAAAUCAAACGAAUUAAUCCUUGCUAUAAGAGCUAUAACUGCUUUUAUUAUAACAAAUAUUGAUAAUGCAGGAAUCUUAUAUAGUGAAGAUAAAUCUCUUAGUAUUUUGGAUUAUUUAGAAAAAAAAAUUAUUGAUUUAAAUUUAUCAAUUUCAACAAGACAAUAUUUAAUUUAUUCUUAUACUGCAUUAACUUUAGUUAUAUUUGAUGGUUCUGGUGGUUAUGGAGUGGAAAGUUCAUUAGAUUUUCUAUUAGAAACUUUAUUAGGUAUUACAAAUAAUACUGCAUCAAAUGAUUUACAAUCAAAUAUUCCAAUUAUUUCAAGUAUUAUUUAUGGAUUAGGUUCAUUAUUAACUUUAUUAUCAGAAAAUGCAAAUUUAAAUGAAAUUAUUGAAAAUUUAUUACAAUCAAGUUCAAAUUUAUUAACUGAUUAUGAUAUUUUAGAAAUUAAUAAACCAAUGUCUAUGUUAUUUGGUCUUUGUUAUGAGAUUUUUGAUUAUAAUGAUUCAAUUGGUGAUAAAAUUGAUGAUGAUGAUGAUGAUGAAAGUGAACAAUAUAAUUCACCAUAUGAUAAUACAUAUGAAAUUAAGACAAGAUUAGAAGAAUUAAUUAAAUCUAAUACCAAAAAAUUAUCUAAAAAGGAUAAAAAAGAAGGUCGUUCAGUAUUUAGAGAUGUUCAAACAACAAUAAAUUUUUAUUCAAAUAAAGAAUCAAGAUUAUUAAAAUUAUCAUCUAAAAAGUCAGAUCAAGAUGAUUAUCAAAUUCAAGAUGAAUUAGUUUUAAGUCAUUUAAAAUUAAGUAAAUCAAGAUCAUUAGCAAUUAAAUCAUGGUUUGCAUUUUUUAGAUUAAUUCAAUUAAAAUGGGUAUUUGGUUCAGGUUUACAUAAUCAAUUGGCAAAUAAUUCAAGAAUUGGUUCAAUUAUUAGAGAUAAACCAAAUAAUGAUUAUGCAAAUAAAUUUAAUGAUGAAUUAUCUGGAGGUGAUGAUGAUGGAGAAUAUUGGAAUGAUUCAAGAACAAAUAAAUUAACUCAUAAAAAAUUAGAUCAAGCUAUUGAUCAUAGAAGAAAAGUUAAAAUGAAUGUUGGUUUAGAACAACAAGGUAUGUUGGAUUGA
Hansenula ciferrii is the source of this 1548-nucleotide messenger RNA. RefSeq names its product IFRD domain-containing protein. The transcript has a single exon. The coding region runs from base 1 to 1548 and encodes 515 amino acids. Lineage: Eukaryota; Fungi; Ascomycota; Saccharomycetes; Phaffomycetales; Wickerhamomycetaceae. The record is from RefSeq and is a predicted model, not a curated record.